CCGUCGCUUUGUUUAAGUCUCGACAAGUUGCAAAAAUAUUUUCUGGUGGUUUGGGUAAUUGUACGAGAUGCUUCACUAAUCCAAGACCCAGGCCACGAUUGCUACCGGUUAUUAAAAUUGAUUUCAUUUCUUUUUUUAACUUUUUAUUCCGAUACACGAAGCACCUUUCGAAUAUUUCUUUUUUCUCAUGGAACGGACUUUUCUAAUUUCGCGUUAGCUAGAACGCGUGCGGGAAUACUAACGAAACAAUAUUGCGUGGACCGUUUUAAUCGUUAAAACGAGCAUCAUCAGUGUGACGUCACGUGCUCGUAAAACGAGCGCGAUAAUCAUGGCGACUUUAAUACUACUCGCCGCGAGGCUCGUGUCAUCUCGAACAUCGCACAGCAAAUUAUUCGAGUUGUCACAUACUGGAUGCAACUUCUUUUAUGGGAAAGCCGCAAUGGCUUGCAUGUGCAGUGAGUGCCGAUAGCACAUCUUAUGUCUCAACAUAAUUUUAAUUAUGACCUUUUGGUCAUUGGCGGAGGAUCGGGUGGUUUAGCAGCAGCGAAAGAGGCUGUUGAACUUGGAGCAAAAGUUGCAGUAUUAGAUUUUGUUACUCCGUCUCCAAGAGGAACUACGUGGGGCUUAGGUGGUACUUGUGUCAAUGUAGGAUGUAUACCAAAAAAAUUGAUGCAUCAAGCUGCAUUACUUGGCGAGGCUAUACAUGAAGCACAGUCUUUUGGUUGGGUGUUGCCUGAUUCAAAAACUAUCGUAAACAAUUGGACAAAUUUAAAAGUUGCUGUACAAAAUCACGUUAAGUCAGUUAACUGGGUAACACGUGUAGAAUUAAGAACGAAAAUGGUAGAUUAUAUCAAUGCUCUGGGAUAUUUCAAAGAUGCUCAUACCAUAGUCGGUAUAUUGAAAAAUGGAGAAGAAAAAAUUAUUACCGCAGAAAAUAUCUUAAUUGCGGUAGGUGGAAGGCCAAAGUACCCUGAUAUUCCUGGUGCUUUAGAAUAUGGUAUUAGCAGUGAUGAUAUUUUCAGUUUAGAAAAUGAACCAGGAAAAACUCUUGUUGUUGGUGCAGGAUAUAUUGGAUUAGAAUGUGCAGGAUUUUUGAAUGGUUUAGGUUAUGAUACAACAGUAAUGGUACGUUCAAUUGUGCUUAGAGGAUUUGAUCAACAAAUAGUUAACAUGGUAGCUGAAGAAAUGAAAAAUCGUGGCGUUCAUUUCAUUUAUCAAGCUAAGCCUAAGAAAAUUGAUAAACAAGCUGAUGGUCGUCUUUUAGUUGAUUGGGUUGAUAAUGAGGGAAAAGUUCAUCAAGAUGUUUAUGACACUGUUUUGUUUGCUAUUGGUCGCCAAGCUCUUACAAAAGAAUUAAAACUUGAAAAUGCUAAAGUUAAAGUUCUUUCUGAUAAUGGCAAAAUUGACGCGGACAAUGAGCAAACGAACGUACCGAAUAUUUAUGCAGUCGGUGAUGUGCUUCAUAAAAAGCCUGAAUUGACACCCGUUGCUAUACACGCGGGAAAACUCUUAGCUAAAAGAUUGUUUGGUAAUUCGAAGGAAAAAAUGGAUUAUACAAAUGUAGCCACGACUAUAUUUACUCCUUUAGAAUAUGGUUGUGUUGGACUUAGUGAAGAAGAUGCUAUAUCUAAACAUGGAGCAGACGAAAUAGAAGUUUAUCACGCAUAUUAUAAGCCUACAGAAUUUUUCUUGCCUCAGAAAGAUGUUUCUCAUUGUUAUGUUAAGGUCAUUGCAUUUAGAAAUGGUGAUCAGAGAAUUUUGGGCAUGCAUUUUAUUGGUCCAAAUGCUGGUGAGGUAAUCCAAGGUUUUGCGGCAGCUAUUAAAAGUAACAUAACAUUCCCAAUACUUAAAUCUACAGUUGGUAUUCAUCCAACUAAUGCUGAGGAAUUUACACGUAUACAUAUUACUAAACGUUCAGGAUUAGAUCCUAAGCCACAAAGUUGUUGUAGUUAAACUGAAUACAGUCUUAAAGGAUGUACUUUUAGCUACUGCUAUUAAAGAAUAGUUUACAAGGCGAUUUACGAUAUAUCUUUAAAGUGACCAAUAAUAGAAUGGAUAUCUACUUAAAUAACAAAACAAAUGAAUUGGAUUUAAUGCAUUCUUUUUACAUAAAUCGAUCAAAAGAGGAAAAAAAAAAAGAAAAAAAAAAAAAUAUUGUUAUUUUAUAUGAUCAUAUAUUGCAGUGCAUAAAAAGUUAUAAGAAAUGAAACAACAAGUUUAUAAAUUACUUUAUACAAUAAAAAAAUAUCUACUGUAUAAUGUUUAUCGUAACUUUAUCAUUUUGUCUGAAUAAAUAAGAAUGAUUAUAUAACA
Molecule: messenger RNA, 2313 nt
Organism: Vespa velutina
Lineage: Eukaryota; Metazoa; Arthropoda; Insecta; Hymenoptera; Vespidae
Gene: Trxr1
Product: thioredoxin reductase 1, mitochondrial
Exons: 8
Coding region: 478-1953 (491 amino acids)
Biological process (GO): cell redox homeostasis; glutathione metabolic process; cellular response to oxidative stress
Cellular component (GO): mitochondrion; cytosol
Molecular function (GO): thioredoxin-disulfide reductase (NADPH) activity; flavin adenine dinucleotide binding; glutathione-disulfide reductase (NADPH) activity
Source: RefSeq, a predicted model, not a curated record